AUGGUGGACCCCAUACCUGGAGAGGAGAAGGCGGGAGCCGAGGCUGGAGGCUCCGGAGGAAAACGGAGCCGCCGCGUCCGUGCCCCCUGGCGCCCAAGGGGCCGAGCAGCCCGCGGCCCCUUCGGCCUCGGCCUCGGCUUCCGCGGGCGGUGCCCCCGCAAGGCUGAGUCCCAUCCAGGCCCGACGGCCUGGGCCCACCCAGUGGAGGAGCGGGCGCGUCUUCGGGUCCGCGAGGAGUGCGAGCCGUCACGUUACGAACAGCAGCAAUGCGAGUUUAGGGAGGAGCGGCGCCGUGGCGCUUGCCGAGCGCCAGACCUGUUGCGGCGGGAGCGGGCCGAGCGCGCGGCCCGGGAGGACCGGUUGCGCAAGCUGCAGCAGGAGCAGAACCUGAAGCAGCGGGAGGAAGGCCUGCAGGAAGGGCGCGAGCGGGCCGAGCAAGUCCGCCGGGAGCGCGCCCAGCGCGUGGCUUGUACCAAGCAGCGGCAGGAGGGCCAACUGCAGCGGGAGAAGCGGAAACUGAGCAGGGCCGAGCAGGCGCGCCACCGGGCGCUGCUUCAAGGCCGGGCCCGCCAGGAGCACGAGGAGCGCGAGGGCCUGCGGAGCUCCCUGGAGGCCAGCUUGGGUCGCGCGCAGGAGAACUACGAGCACUUGGUGGAGCAGCGUACCCGGGAGUUGCGGGAGCGGGCCCGGAGGGAGGAGCUGCAGGGUCGGCGGGCCAAGGAGGCGGCGGAGCGCAAAGAUCGCGAGCAUCAGGCGCACCUGGAGGCGCUGGCCCGGGCAGGCGAACGGCGGCUGCAGCACGCGACGCAGGUGGCGGAGGAGGCGGUGCAGCAGAAGGCGCGGCGCGUGGGACAGAACCGUUUGGAGAAGGAGCGAGCCCAGCGUGCCAAAAAGGAGAAGGUGGAGAGGGACGAAGACUGCCGCCGGCGGGAGCUGCUCCAAGCCAUCGGGCGCAAGCUGGAGCGCAGCGAGCAGCUGUCGCGGGAGCGGCGUAGCGCGCUGGAGAGCGCACGCUCCAUAGCCCGGGCGUCCUUCCACGUGCGCGAGAAGGUGCGCGAGGAAACCAACACGCGCUCCUUCGACCGCAUGGUGCGGGAGGCCCAGCUGACCGCCAGCCUGGACCGCAAAUGACCGACACCCGGUGAGGGCCAGACUGCCACGCUCAGAGCCCUGCGGGGCAUCCCCUUGGCCACUUUGACCAAACCUUGGGAGUCCUCCGCUGGGUCGCAGCACAUACACCUCUCGAAUUUUCCGACCAAUAAGGCAAUAAGAGGACUAACACGCCAGGCCUGUCAUAUUGCAACCUUUGUUUUUAAAAACUGACUUCGUA
Messenger RNA from Myotis lucifugus (little brown bat), 1330 nucleotides. RefSeq names its product coiled-coil domain containing 177 (gene CCDC177). NCBI's taxonomy places the organism in Eukaryota, Metazoa, Chordata, Mammalia, Chiroptera, Vespertilionidae. The record is from RefSeq and is a predicted model, not a curated record.